AUGUCCCAAACCGAACAACCUCUCGCCUCGGUUGAAGAACAAGCCCGAGCAACUAUCAAAACAUUAUUUCGAUUUCUGCACGCACAGGGCCAGGGUGACUAUCUGGGUGAGGAGGUCACUCAGCUAGAACACUCGCUACAGUGUGCAUAUCUUGCCACGCAGUCCCCCGAGUAUGGAAAUGACCCCGAGGUUAUCCUGGCUGCACUAUUGCAUGAUGUCGUACGGUUCAUCCCGGCGGCCGAGAAGAUGAACAAAAUGAUAACUCCUGACGGCCAGUAUAUUGGAAGGCAAAGCCACGAGGCUCUAGGCGAGACUUACCUGCGCCAGAUUGGGUUCAGUGAGAAGGUGUGCAAGUUGGUUGGUGCACAUGUAAUGGCCAAGCGCUAUUUGGUCGCGACAGAUCAAAGCUAUUAUGAUGCAUUGAGUGAGACUAGUAAGCAGACAUUGAAGUUCCAGGGUGGCGGAUACACUACUGAGCAGGUCCUGGAGGCGCAACAGGAUCCCCUGCUUGAGGCAAAGCUUUCGGUCAGACGAUGGGAUGAUCUCGCAAAGAAGCCGAAUUAUAAAGUUCCUCUUUUGGAAGCCUAUGAGGAACUUGCUUAUCAAUGUCUUAUUGGUGAGUGA
Messenger RNA from Penicillium griseofulvum, 624 nucleotides. Its product is annotated as HD domain-containing protein. Bases 1 to 624 code for a protein of 207 amino acids. The transcript has 2 exons. The record is from RefSeq and is a predicted model, not a curated record. Lineage: Eukaryota; Fungi; Ascomycota; Eurotiomycetes; Eurotiales; Aspergillaceae.